Molecule: messenger RNA, 2390 nt
Organism: Rhopalosiphum padi (bird cherry-oat aphid)
Lineage: Eukaryota; Metazoa; Arthropoda; Insecta; Hemiptera; Aphididae
Product: solute carrier family 53 member 1-like
Exons: 10
Coding region: 172-2244 (690 amino acids)
Biological process (GO): phosphate ion transport; cellular response to phosphate starvation
Cellular component (GO): plasma membrane; cytoplasm; Golgi apparatus
Molecular function (GO): inositol hexakisphosphate binding
Source: RefSeq, a predicted model, not a curated record
UCAUUUAUCAACAUUCCCAUUCACGACAACUUAUAUCGAUUGGAGUUUACGCGAGUCGCAAACGGCGGGCAAUUCAAUUGGCUUUGUAAUCGUUCUGGAAACUUAUAAUUUUGAGUGUCCGGAUCCGCGGGCACGCGAUUACAGUCGGAUCACGAGAGGUAAAGCAAAAAGAUGAAAUUCGCCGAGCAUUUGGCCGCUCACAUCACACCCGAGUGGAGAAAACAAUACAUCAGUUAUGAAGAGAUGAAGGAAAUGUUGUACGCUGCUAUCGAACAGGUGCCAGCGCCCGAACAAGUGGACCCUGAUUCGCUUUCACGAUAUUAUGCCAAAUUUGAUGAAAAAUUUUUCAGUUUUUGUGACAAAGAACUGGCUAAAAUCAACACGUUCUAUUCAGAAAAAUUGGCAGAAGCAACCAGAAAAUUUGCCAACCUCCAGAGUGACCUGAGAGAGGCUCAAGAUGACAAAAUCAAACCUAAAGACGCUAGCGGUAAUUUGAAGCCGGUAAAACGAAAAAUUCUUCGAAAAAACACCACGACGCGUAAGACUCAAGAACUGAAGUUAGCUUUCAGUGAAUUCUAUCUGAGUUUGAUUCUACUGCAGAACUACCAAAAUUUAAAUUACACCGGCUUCCGGAAGAUUAUGAAAAAACACGACAAGUUACUGGGUUCGGAAGGCGGUUCCGGAGGUCGGUGGAGAUCGGAAGUAGUGGAAAACGCCCAUUUCUACUGCAACAAAGACAUCGACCGGUUGAUAAGCGAAACCGAGGCUACCGUAACACAGGGUCUGGAAGGAGGAGACCGACAAAGGGCCAUGAAGAGACUGCGAGUGCCACCACUCGGCGAACAGCAAUCACCUUGGAUCACGUUCAAGGUCGGCCUAUUUUCCGGCGCUUUUGUCGUCAUGCUGCUCGCGGUUGUCAUCACCGGCAUCGCUCAUAGUAACGAGAACACGGACUGGCGGGUCAUGGUCAGACUCUACCGGGGCCCGCUGCUGCUGGUCAUAUUCCUAUUUCUGAUGGGCAUAAACGUUUACUGCUGGCGUUCGUCGGGCGUCAACCACGUGCUCAUCUUCGAGUUAGACCCAAGAAAUCAUCUUACCGAGCAGCACAUUAUGGAGUUAGCUACCGUCUUCGGUCUGGUGUGGGCCGGCUCGGCGCUGAUAUUCCUGUAUAGCGAGGCGCUACACAUACCACCGUACAUAAAUCCGCUGAUCCUGGCUGUGCUCAUGAUUGCGUUCCUGUUCAAUCCCACCAAGACAUUACGGCAUGAUGCCCGUUUCUGGGUGCUGCGUGUGGCGGUACGCAUACUGUUCGCUCCGUUCUUCUACGUGGGUUUCGCGGACUUUUGGCUGGCCGAUCAAUUGACUAGCUUGGUGCCUGCGUUGCUAGACUUUCAGUACCUCGUGUGUUUCUAUUUGACCAACGACAAAUGGAUGUCAAAUAAAACAAUCGAUAUAGACGGCAGCAAGUGCGUGGAACGUGUGUGGCUAUUGCGGCCAUUCGUCGCGUGUCUUCCUGCAUGGUUUCGAUUCAUGCAGUGCCUGAGACGGUAUCGGGAUUCACGGGAAGCGUUUCCUCACCUGGCAAACGCUGCCAAGUACGCAACUACCUUCUUCGUGAUAACAUUCUCAUUUUUAAACCUCCAAUACGCAAAGAAUAACCCCAAAGAAGACUCAAGUGUUUUCUUCUACCUGUGGAUAUCAGCAUCCAUAUUUAGUUCCCUAUAUUCUUAUAUUUGGGAUAUCAAAAUGGAUUGGGGACUUUUUGAUCGGAACGCCGGUGAGAAUAGAUUCCUCCGUGAAGAAAUCGUAUACUCGUCAACGGCAUUUUACUACAUCGCGAUAGUCGAAGAUUUUGUCUUACGUUUCGGUUGGGCGCUGUCAAUGUCUCUAACCGAAAUGGGCUAUGUUCAUGGUGACUUAAUGGUAUCCAUUUUGUCGCCUCUUGAAGUAAUGAGAAGAUUCGUCUGGAAUUUUUUCCGACUAGAAAACGAACACCUGAACAACUGCGGCCGGUUCCGGGCCGUUAGGGAUAUUUCGGUAGCACCCAUCGACAGCUCCGAUCAAACUCACAUAUUGCGGCUAAUGGACGAACCGCUGACACCACACGAUCUGAACAGAAACCGGAGAAACAAGAUGACCGGUGGUGGUGGUAUCGGCAAAAAGAUACCGAACCUCACGUUCCAGCCCAGUCGGUCGGUUGACGAACAGGCUUCACUCAUCUUGGCUAGCUUGGGCACACGCUGAACUGCCCGAACCAACGAUACGACUUAGCGCCACCCUCCCAGAAACAACAUUUUAGAAAAAAAACAUAGGUCGUGUACUCUGUAUUAAUUAUGACGUUCUAUUAUUAUCGAUCCAAAUGAUCUAUAAAGAACAGAUUUAUCGAAGUG